GAGCUGGUGCCCGUUGUCUGCUGGCGGAAGGAGCGCGGCUCUCGGAGCGCAGGAAUGGAGGGAAAAAAACUGAUUUCUGCAACAGACACCCAGUACUCUGGUAUGCUACUCCAGUCUUUGAAUGAACAACGUGACCAUGGACUUUUUUGUGACGUUACUGUCAUCGUGGAGGACCGGAAAUUUCGAGCCCACAGAAAUGUUCUUUCUGCUUCUAGCACAUAUUUUCACCAGCUUUUCUCAGUUGCUGGGCAAGUGGUGGAACUGAGCUUUAUAAGAGCAGAGAUUUUUGCAGAAAUACUCAACUAUAUAUAUAGCUCAAAAAUAAUCCGAGUUCGAUCAGACUUACUUGAUGAGUUGAUUAAAUCAGGGCAAUUACUAGGAGUUAAAUUUAUAGCAGAACUGGGUGUACCUCUGUCACAAGUAAAAAGCCUAUCUGGUGGCAUCCAGGAUGGUACUUCAGAAACUUUACCUUCUAGCUCAGAUCAAGAGAGUCUUGAAACACAAAUAUCCCCAACAAAACAUGUGAGUCAACAUGUAAUUGGUGGGAUGCCUGUUAUAACAGAAUCAUUUUCCUUACAUGGUGAAGAAUAUGAAACUACAAAAAUUACAGUGAGUGAUUCAGACGAUGAUGAUGAUGUGAUCUUUUGCUCUGAAAUUGUGCCUGCGAAAGAGCGUUCUCCAGAGACCGGUGCAGUGGCACAGAGCCAGCCUUGCCCAAAUCCUGCUGCGGUUUCUGACCAAACGUCCUGUAGCACUGGUGGAUCUCUCCCUCUAACUAGUAUUGCAGCAACUCAAAAACUCACUUCCUCUGCCAACCAACCAAGUCCAAACCAAACACAAACUAGUGCUGAAUCACUUGACUCUUCAACUCCAAAGCAUUUGACUCCCAACAUCAUUUUGCUAAAUCAGUCUCAACUUAAUUCAUCACUAAGUGUCAGUUCCUCACAUCAACAACACGUGUCUCCUACCGUUAAUUUGCUUGGGGAGAACCAACAGCCAUCUAAUAAUGAGUCUUUAGCUGAAAUGGAAACAAAUGCUGUUGAUGAGGAAGAAGAAGAGGAGGAGGAUGUGGAAGAUGAUGAUAUCAUUAGCUCAUCUAGUCCAGGUUCAGUCAGUAGCAGCUCUUUGGUUCAGCAAUCUUCUCCCCCCAAAGUAGCGGCGUUUGAAGGAUCAGGUGUACAGAAAAAACAGGUUGUUACUUUUCCACAGGAACCAUCUUCCAAACCUGGGGAGUUUAAAAUAAAAAUCUCAGAUGUUCUUACUGGAAGCAACAAGGAUCCUUCUGCGGGUGUAGCAUCAAAACAUGUGAUGGAAGGUCAAAAGAUCAUAACUUUAGAUACAGCUACUGAAAUAGAAGGCUUGUCAACAGGUUGUAAGGUUUAUGCAAAUAUUGGUGAAGAUACAUAUGACAUAGUAAUUCCUGUAAAAGAUGAUCCAGAUGAAGGAGAAGUCAAACUUGACGAGAUGCCUAGAACAUCUGGUGAUGAUCCUGCAAACAGAAAACGCAUGAAGCUAAAACAUGAUGAUCACUAUGAGCUCAUAGUGGAUGGAAGGGUCUACUACAUUUGUAUUGUAUGCAAGAGAUCCUAUGUAUGUCUGACAAGUUUGCGGAGACACUUUAACGUUCAUUCCUGGGAGAAGAAGUAUCCAUGUCGAUACUGUGAAAAAGUUUUCCCUCUUGCAGAAUACCGUACAAAACAUGAAAUUCACCACACUGGUGAGCGAAGGUACCAAUGCUUGACAUGUGGGAAAUCUUUCAUCAAUUAUCAGGUUAUGGCUUCACAUAUAAGAUCAGUUCAUAGUCAAGACCCUUCUGGAGAUACCAAGCUUUAUCGUUUGCAUCCUUGCAGGUCUUUACAGAUCAGACAAUAUGCAUAUAUUACUGAUCGUUCAAGCAGUAUACCUGUAAUAAAUGAGGAUGGACUUGUUUAUCGUGUUGGUGCAGGAAAAGAUGAUGCUGAAGGAACAACUUCUAAUCCUCCAACCAAGCCAAUGACCUGGGAUGAUAUUUUCAUUCAGCAGGGAAGUGAAUCAAUUUUUAAACAAAAUCUAUCAGAGGGUAGUACUGAAUUUGAGUUUGUAAUACCAGAGUCUUACUGAAAUGCUUUAAGUGCUGAAAAAGCUUCAGUAUAGAAAAGCUGCAACUGUUUCAAAUGAACUGCUAAAAAUAUUGUAAAACAAAUUGUUAACGUGAAAACAAGUUUACUUGUUCUACCAAGUCAUCAAAGGGUAGCAUUUAGAUGGAUUAUUUGUAGCUGCAAGUCAUU
Molecule: messenger RNA, 2267 nt
Organism: Emys orbicularis (European pond turtle)
Lineage: Eukaryota; Metazoa; Chordata; Testudines; Emydidae
Gene: ZBTB33
Product: zinc finger and BTB domain containing 33
Exons: 2
Coding region: 55-2100 (681 amino acids)
Biological process (GO): regulation of transcription by RNA polymerase II
Cellular component (GO): nucleus
Molecular function (GO): protein binding; DNA-binding transcription factor activity, RNA polymerase II-specific
Source: RefSeq, a predicted model, not a curated record